Messenger RNA from Lachancea dasiensis, 3390 nucleotides. NCBI's taxonomy places the organism in Eukaryota, Fungi, Ascomycota, Saccharomycetes, Saccharomycetales, Saccharomycetaceae. The record is from the annotation of a GenBank genome assembly.
AUGAAUUCUGGUAGCGAUACACAGGAGUCAGUGGGCGAAUACCCGGUAAAAAAGCGGUUUUUCAACGAUGACCUCGAUACCAAUCGCGAAGAUCCAGACGAGCACCUGGAUAAUCAGGAUUCGUUGCUGUUUCAGACUCCGAUUCAGAUCGGGUCCAAUGAAUCAAGUAAUAAUUCAAAUGAAGUUAAGGAGCUGCAGGAAUUGAUUUUAGGAUUGUCCGACGCAGACGCGUCGAAACUGCUUGCCAACACGGAUCCUAAGGCCGACAAGAGCACAAGGUUAUCUGAUGCCGUAGGCGUCUACUUUGAACAACAGCUAUCGAUUCGCAAACCUAAAAGUAACUCACCAAAAACAUUCGAAACCUCCUGGCAGUUUCCGUGGAAAAAAAACAGAAAGCGUACCGAACUCGAUCAAAGCGAAAGCUCUACAAAAAAGCCUCGAUCAUCAGUCGAGUGGAGACGGUUCAUAGGCUCAGUCCAAGUGACAGCUUUGGCCACGCGUCCUACUGCUAAACCGCUCAAAUAUGGAGGCAAACUGACGAUCAAACAGAGCAGCCCUGAAGUUUCGUCAAAACUGUACUAUUCCAAUGGUCGCAAAAGAGCUUCGAUGGCCAAUUUCGUGCGACUCAUUGACAUUGAGCUAGGGCGCGAAGUCGGGCGUGUCCCUGAGGAAAUAGCCACCAUUUUGUUCCCUUUUAUUGGUUCCAAUGAGUUGAAUUUUGAGAUAACUAUGAUCUACUGCAAUAAUAAAAGACUAAGCGUUGGAGAUUCCUUUAUUGUACAGCUCGAUUGUUUUUUAACCUCGGUCGUAUUUGAUUCAAGUCUCAAUGGUCGAGUUGCUAGUAAUACCUCAAGUCCAGAAAAACGUGGUUUCUCGCAAAACGUAAUAGAAAGCGAAGAGGAGUUGCGACAAAAAGGUAGGCGGCUCGCAUUUCUAUCACUAUUUGACCGCGUUAAACUACAAUAUAUGUUAUCUGAAAAUGAAGGACCUACUGAAAACAUUUCUGACACUACAGAAGUGAUUGACCUCGACGAGGAUGAUGUCGAUGCUUAUGAGACUGACGUAAGUGAUUUCAUAAAACCAACUCAAAUCCAAGAAGAUGUCCUGAACGUGAACCAAUUGAAAUCACUUUAUAAGGCUACAUUGUCGAUGGAAUCACUAAAAAACCUACCUGAAACAGACCCCAGCCCUGAUGUUUUCAAGCUGACCCUGCGACGGUUCCAGAAGCAAGGUUUGACUUGGCUACUGCGAAGAGAGAGGGAAUUUGAUGAAAGUACGAGCUUGUCGUCUGAAGAAGAUGUUGAUGGUGAUAUGAUGAACCCACUUUGGAAGCAAUUCAGAUGGCCUAAAGAUCUCUCCUGGGAAGCACAGAAAAAGCGGCCCGCAGACUUGAAGUCAAAGAAUGAUGACGAAUUCUUUUACGCGAAUUUGCAUACGGGAGAAUUUUCCCAAACUAAGCCAAUUCUAAAAUCGUUGGUAAAAGGCGGUAUUUUAGCAGAUGAAAUGGGUCUCGGAAAGACCAUAUCUAUGUUAUCCCUAGUACUUUCUGUACCACAUGAUAAGAAGUAUAACUGUUCAGAGCAAAUGGGGGAAAGCAAUACCCCAUCAAUAGACUUGCAUAUGUCUGAUUACGUCAAACCAUAUGCUUAUAAGACAACGCUUGUAGUAGUUCCAAUGUCAUUACUUUCACAAUGGCAGCAUGAAUUUGAAAAGUCAGUUUCGAGUCCUGAUAUUCAUUGUGAGAUAUACUACGGAGGUAACAAUGGAAAUGUCAGGAAAUUGCUGACUCAAGUGAAAACUCCACCCUCUGUACUACUCACGACAUAUGGGACGGUUCAGCAUGAAUGGAGCCGACUAACCAAUAAAACAAGCGGGCAAAUUGAGCCCGACGAUAUGGGCCUUUUCUCUGUGGAGUACUUCCGGGUUGUACUGGAUGAGGGUCAUACCAUUAGAAAUAGAAACACGAAAACUUCCAAGUCACUCAUGGAUCUCUCGAGCGCGAGACGUUGGAUUUUAACCGGUACUCCAAUCAUCAAUCGACUGGACGAUUUAUACAGCAUGGUGAAAUUUUUACGGCUGGAGCCUUGGUCUCAAGUAGGUUACUGGAAAACAUUUGUAUCUGAACCUUUCGAGAAGAAAAACUAUAAAAGUGCGUUUGACGUCGUCUCUUCGAUCCUAGAUCCAGUGCUGCUGCGUCGAACUAAGCAGAUGCGCGAUGUUGACGGCAAUCGGCUUGUUGAGCUUCCUCCAAAAGAGAUAAUUGUCGAAAAAGUCAGUUUUAAUAGGCAUGAAGAUGCACUUUACAAGUAUUUCUUGAACAGAGCAGAAAGUUCCGUGAAAGAAGGACUUGACCGCGGCGAUCUGCUCAAGAAAUACUCCACGAUUUUGGUUCAUAUCUUAAGAUUGAGACAAGUCUGUUGCCAUGCGGACUUGUUAGGGUCUCAGGACGAGAACGACGAGGACUUAGCAGGCAAUAAGAUGCUUCGAGAAAGUUUCAACGCCAGCAAGGCAGUAUCGAACGAGUACGAGACCAAAGCUUUGGUAAGUGACGAAGAAGUUCAAGAGAUCGUUGGUCGAUUGUACGAAAAGUAUCCUGACCAAAACAAAUUUAGAGACCUUGAGUGUUCUAUCUGUACUUCUGAACCUAUAGACCCCGUUACCCAGACUGUCUUUACGGAGUGCGGUCACCCGUUUUGCGAGAUGUGCAUCUUAGAGUAUGUUCGUUUCCAAUCAGAGAGACAGCAGGAAAUAAAGUGUCCCAAUUGCCGGUCGAAGUUUGACCCAAAGCGCCUAACAACCGUCAAGGAAUCUAGCGAGGGGGGGCUAAGCUUAGUUCUAUAUGACACCGGCUCGAAGUCCUCGAAGAUUACGUCCUUAAUGAAGAGCCUAAAGAGACUACAAGACGCGUGCCCUGGGGAACAGGUUAUGGUGUUUUCUCAAUUUUCGUCAUAUUUGGAUAUAAUGGAAAAGGAACUGUGUGCCUCGUUCUCAAAAGCUGAACUCAUUGUUUAUAAAUUUGACGGCAGACUUUCGAUGAAGGAGAGAUCGAGAGUUUUGGAAGAAUUUGCAGAAAAAGACCUGUCCAAGUUGAAGGUUCUUCUUCUGUCACUAAAAGCCGGAGGAGUGGGCUUGAACCUAACAUGCGCUUCCAAGGCCUAUAUGAUGGACCCAUGGUGGUCUCCAAGUUUAGAAGAUCAAGCAAUCGAUCGUAUACAUCGUAUUGGGCAAGUCAACAACGUGAAAGUCAUAAGGUUCAUCAUGGAACAUAGUAUCGAGGAGAAGAUGCUGAGGAUUCAAGAAAGAAAGCGAACCCUAGGGGAGGCAGUAGAUGCCGACGAAGACGAACGGCGAAAGCGCCGCAUCGAGGAAAUUCGAAUGUUAUUCGAAUGA